CAAUCACAACGACGGCGGAGAACGUUUCUCUCACAUAAAAUCAGGUUGGGGUAUUUAUGUCAUUUUCUCCUCUCAAACACCUAUCCAUCUCUAUCUCUCUACAUCCAGACCUCCUUCACUCUCUCUGUAAAUGCAGAGGCCCCUCUCUUCCUCACCUCUCCCACCACCAUUUUCUCUCUGCUGAUCUCUUAUCUCCACUCUCUCUCUAGAUCUCCUCCCAUGAGGGAGCCUCGAAACCUCUCUCUACUCCCCUGAUCCGCCCUCCAGCCUCUCCACCCUACCCACCCACCUCUAGACCUCCCCCCAAAUGGACCUCUUUCUUAAACUCCCUUUCCUCCUCCUCCUCCUUUCAUCCCUUUUCAUGCAACCAAUCUCCCCCCUUGAAUUCCUCUUCGAUGGCUUCAACUCCUUGAACCUCUUGUUAUCAGGCGAUUCUCAGCUCGUUUCGGGCCGCCUUGUCCUGACGAACGAUACCACCUUCUCCAUAGGUCACGCCUUUUACCCUCUCCCUCUAACCUCUCGCCCCUUUGUCUCUCCUUUCUCCACUUCUUUCAUCUUCUCCAUUGCCCCAUAUAAAGAUCUCUUACCAGGCCAUGGCUUUGCUCUCUUUUUUGCUCCAACCACUGCUUUGUUACCCACUUCGCCAGCGCAACACUUGGGCCUCUUCAAUAGAACCUCUAAUGGCUCCCCUCAAAAUCACAUCUUCGCCGUCGAAUUCGACACGUUCGAAAAUGCAGAGUUUGCGGAUAUUGAUGAUAACCAUGUCGGUGUUGAUGUUAAUAGUCUCAGUUCAGUGGCUUCCUACCCUGCUGGUAGAUGGGAUUCAGGGAGAUUUCAAGGCAUGAAUUUGAAUAGUGGUGAGAAUUUCCAAGCCUGGGUUGAUUAUUACUUUGUUGGGGGUAACAAUUUAAUGCCUAGAUUGAAUGUUUCCAUGGCUUUGGCAGGACAGAGAAAACCUGAUAGGCCUUCGAUCUCCCUUGAGUUGAAUUUAACAAGUGUUUUUAAGGAGGAGGCUUAUGUUGGGUUCUCUGCUGCAACAGGGCAGAGGGUGGAGGGUCAUAGGAUAUUGGGGUGGAGUUUUAGUGAGAGAAACUUCUCUCUAAGUGAAGGGUUGGUCACUACUGGUUUGCCUGAUUAUAGGUUGAAGGGAGAGAAUGGGGGGAUUAGGUCUAAGGCCUUCAUAGUGGGGCUCUCAGUUGGGGGAUUGGUGCUCUUUGGGGUGGUAUUGAUAAUGGGGUUGUUGUGGUUUAGAAAGAGGAGAAAGAAAGGGGGAGAAGAAGAGGGUAUUGAGGACUGGGAGAUUGAGUAUUGGCCCCAUAGGGUGCCCUAUCAGGAUAUACUGAGUGCCACAAAAAAUUUCAGUGAGACCCAAUUGGUGGGUAAUGGUGGGAAUUCUAGGGUUUUUAAGGGUGUCCUAGCAGGUUCUAGGGCUGAGGUGGCAAUCAAGUGUGUAAGCCAUGAAUCACAGGAAGGGGUUAGAGAAUUUGCAACUGAGGUCUCAAGCAUAGGGAGGCUAAAGCAUAGGAACUUAGUUGGGUUAAGGGGUUGGUGCAAAAGCCCAAAAGAAUUCAUGUUGAUAUAUGACUACAUGGAGAAUGGGAGCUUAGACAGUAGGAUUUUUGAGGGCAUGGGAGGUGAAGUUAUGGGAUGGGACACUAGGGUUAGGGUUUUGAAAGAUGUGGCAAAUGGGGUCUUGUAUCUUCAUGAAGGUUGGGAAGCCAGGGUUUUACAUAGAGACAUUAAGGCCAGCAAUGUUAUGCUGGACAAAGAUAUGUGUGCAAAGCUAGGUGACUUUGGACUGGUAAGGAUGUAUGAGCAUGGGCAACUAGCACACACCACACGUGUGGUUGGGACUGCCGGAUACAUGGCGCCGGAGGUCGUCAAAAGUGGGAAAGCAUCGGUGAAAACAGAUGUUUUUGGCUUCGGAGUCCUAAUACUAGAGGUGGUUUGUGGGAGGAGGCCUUUGGAGGAUGGGCUUGAGCCGCUGGUCGAGUGGGUUUGGAGUAAGCUUGAGCAGGGCGACCUGAGCGGUGCACUGGACCCUAGGCUUAAUGGCUCGAUCGAAGUGGAUGAGGAAGUGGUCGACAGAUUACUGAGACUGGGUUUGCUCUGUACAUGUCCUGAUCCUAGCACUCGACCGACCAUGAGACAAGUGGUUCGGACUCUCGAGGAUCCCAGAUCCGAAGACCUCGAAGGUGAAUCAAUUGUUUUGAGGCCUGAACCUAAGCUAGGUUCCACCGACCCAGUGUGGUCCCGGAGACCGGGCCCUAGUGGGGACCACCCGACCUUGGGGGACCUGCAAUUGUCCUUAUCGUCGUCCAUGUCGAUAUCGGAUUCGGAUGUCAUAGUAGAUGGCAGAUGACCGGUCGGAUGAAGGUAUUUAUACAUUUGUUUAGGAAACAUUUGUUCAAAUGUAUAUUUUUUUAUAUGUAAUUUGUUGAGAUUUAUUACAAAGAAAACAUUUUUGAUAUAUAAUUGUUGAGAUUUAUUAUAAAAAAAACAUUCUUCGUUUCAAUAAAUGUACAAUUAUUUGUA
This is a messenger RNA of Amborella trichopoda, 2535 nucleotides long. Its product is annotated as L-type lectin-domain containing receptor kinase VII.1. Gene Ontology annotation, molecular function: protein kinase activity; ATP binding; carbohydrate binding. The record is from RefSeq and is a predicted model, not a curated record. Gene Ontology annotation, biological process: protein phosphorylation. Lineage: Eukaryota; Viridiplantae; Streptophyta; Magnoliopsida; Amborellales; Amborellaceae.